UGUUAGAGACUAGCGAAAUCUCACUGAGAGCUUACUUCUAUCAUAGAGACUCUAUGAGAAACAAUAGUGUUUUAAAUUAUAAACUGUCUAAGCUUUUCAUUUGUCUGUGUCACUUUCUUUGUUCAUUUGUUUAGUUUGAUCAACAUGGUUAAAAUCAACUGUCUGUUCAAUUUUGAUGGAUUCAACCACCGACUAGAAGUAAAUUCUAGUGACGAUAAAAAUGCUAUCACAUUUGAAGAGCUGCGAAGGAAUCUUCGUGAACAUCCAAAGCUCAAAUCUGUAGACUUUUUUGACUCUGAGAAAUAUAUCAUAGAGAUAUUUGACAAGGGCUUCGAUGAUUACCUUAAAUUGCCUAGAGAUGCAACUAUUCCUGAUUUCAGCAAAUUGAGAGCUCGUCUAAAACCUAAAGCCAACUAUACCAUGGCAAAGAAAGAAAAUGAAUCUCUUAAACGUCCUUUAUCCAUGUAUUCAGAAAUAAACAUAGAAGAGGAACACGCUCAAAAAAUUUUGAGGGGCUCGCCACCGCCGGUUAAUCGUGCUCGACCUCAUUCAUCACCUCCUCCUGCUUUUCGUCGCUCCCAUGCCCCCAGUGUUGAGACACCAAGAACAGAAAACUCUAACCGCUCCCAUGCAUCUAAUGCUGAGAUGCCGAGACUGGAAAACUCUAAUCGAUCACAUACAAGCCAUAAUAGCCCAGUAACACCGAAACCUACUAUUCAUAGUACACCAAAGACACUAGUCCCUACUAAAACGCCAACAACUGCCCCAAGAGCAACAGCUGCCCCGAAACCCCCAGCCACUUCUAACACUCCAACUCUUCCGAAAGUACCAAGAGAUACGGGCGCCUCAAAUUCAGCACCAAAUGCCUCUAGAUCAUCUGGACAAAAUGGAAAUGAAGAUAACUUAUCGGACUCGGCAAAAUUAAUAUUGGCCAAAGCUGUAGCUAAAUAUAAUGAUGAAUUUACUGAUAUUAUGAUGUUUGAUGAUAUUUGGGCAACAGACAAUGUUUGGAGUUUUGUUUUCCGAGAAAUAUCUGGACAAGGUGUGAAAGAUAUCAAAAAUGUAUCACAAACCAGGAAAUUAUUCAAGUCGUUGGUGGAUAAAUAUGUCUCUUUAUUACAAAACCCUUCUAUAUCAGAAAUUGAGGCUAUUGAAAGCUGGCCCUUAUUUGAAAUUUUUCACAAUAAGAUGAAUCUCAAACCGUUUUAUGGCCGCAUACAAAUGUUGAAAGAUGCAUUUGCCACCAGAAAGCCCACGAAAAACAAUGAUAGUAAACUCGGAAAGCCUGAGAUAGCUAGCCAAAUCAAACCAACAUCACCAGCCCCAGCCCCAGCCCCAACCCCAGCAUCAGCACCAGCACCAACACCAACACUAAUUUCAGAACCAAUUUUAGCGCCGAAACCACAAAGAUUUACACCUAAAUCAUCAGAGGAUAUAAUUAUUCUGACUGGUUCAGAGGACAACGAUAAACCUUGUGAUGACAUUGUGAUGGAUGAACAAGAUGACGAACCAGAAAUCCAGGAGAUAUCUAGCGUAAAUAAUUUACCACCACCGCGACAGACGAAUGUUACAUCUCCACCCGUAACUGCAGCUAGCUCAUUAAAUGUUACAUCUGAUGAUUUUCGACUCUUGUUAGCUGUUGAAGACCACAACAAAGAGUUUUAUGAUGAAACUGUUCCUGAAUAUAGUAUCUGGAGAGAGGUUACCGACCAAAUAAAUCUUUACAAACCUUUCGAUCCCAGUUUAAUAAUGAAAUACAAAACCAGAUUUUAUGAGCUGCUCGAGGAAUUUAUUAGAAUUCAGAAUUCUUCUAUUCCUGUAGCCGAAAAAGCGCAAUGGAAACUUUAUAGUUCAUUUAUCAACAUUGACACAACACCAUUUGAAUCAAAACUAAAUUAGAUUCCUCAUUGUAUUUUCUCAAUCGCAGUACUUGAUUUUUUUUCUGUUCUAGUAACUUAUGAAUGAUAUAUUUAUCCGUUAAAAAUUAUCAUUUUCUUAUUUUGUAAAAUCUCGAUAAUCAUAAACAAUCUUUCAUCUUUUGUCCUUCAAUUUCGUCAAUAUGUAUUAAAAUCAUUAAUUUCAUGGCAAUAAAAGUAUGAUUGAUAACUUCUUAGA
This is a messenger RNA of Tetranychus urticae (two-spotted spider mite), 2115 nucleotides long. RefSeq lists its product as uncharacterized. The record is from RefSeq and is a predicted model, not a curated record. NCBI's taxonomy places the organism in Eukaryota, Metazoa, Arthropoda, Arachnida, Trombidiformes, Tetranychidae.